AUGGCCAUGCGCCUCAGCCGUCGUUUGUUGAGCCUGCCGGCGAUCAAGGACUUUGCUCAGUAUGAGGCGAUCAAGACCUCAAAGUCUUCGAUGAUGGUUGGCUUCUUCACGGGCCACUGGAGUAUGGCCUCCAAGAUGUACCAAGAGCAGUUUGAAGCAAUGUCGAAGUCCUAUCCGAAGUGCACCUUUUACACGUGCGACAUCGACGAUGCGCCCAUGGCAGCGUACGAUGCUGAGGUCUCUGAAGUGCCGUCCGUCGUGAUCCAACCCCUCGGCCUUAAGCCGGAUGGUUCCUACUAUGACAAGACAGACAUGGUGGUCGUGGCGCCGGAGCUUGCCAAGUUCGACCAGGUCAUUCCCAAAGCCAAGGCUGCCGUAGACUCCAUCGAAGUCCUGGAUGAUGAGGGCGAGAGGCUACCAUGGCAGUUCGACCCGGCAACAGGCACGACCCUGCCACCUCACAAGUGA
Messenger RNA from Symbiodinium sp. CCMP2592, 468 nucleotides. NCBI's taxonomy places the organism in Eukaryota, Dinophyceae, Suessiales, Symbiodiniaceae. The record is from the annotation of a GenBank genome assembly.